UCUUCUGUCUCACCUGCCAUUCGUAACUCGGCUCUCUGUGCAGCUGCCCCUGACAGCUCCCGUCCUUUUCCUAACCCACCACUCCUGGUCCGCAGAGCACAGGAAGCAUGAGUUGUUAAGAACUUGGCCGACAGAGCUCUAAGGGCCAACUCUGGGCAGAGGACAGCUCCAUCUUCCUUACCAAAGGGUUUUUCCACCAGGGGCAUUUCAUUUUGACUCUGGGAAGUGAGCUACUCUGCUUCAAGAACAAUUUCUCAUGGAGCCAGAAGCCUUAGAAAUUUGCCCUUACAACCCUCACCACCGAGUUCCACUCAGCAGAUUUCAAUACCACCUGGCAUCCUGCAGGAGAAAGAACCCCAAGAAAGCCAAAAAGAUGGCCAGCUGCAAAUACAACGCCUGCCACGUGGUCCCCAUCAAAAAGCUGGAGGAGCACGAGGCUGCCUGCGUCAACAGAAGCACAGUGGAGGAGGAGGACAGCUUGCACCCCCUGAAAGUUAGCCUUCCAAGUUCAGAGCAGAAUGGAAAUGCCCCUCCAGGGUCCCCCUGGCUCCCCAGUUCUGACGUCUGGAAUGUCGAUGGCACUAACUGCCAUCCCAUGUUUGUCCUUAAGACUUUUGUUCCCCAAAAGCUUGUUUGUGAAAGCGACACAAGAGAGUCAGAGAGAGAGGCCCACCCCCCAUCCCUGACCACCCCCCAGAAGACCCUCAGACCAGGAGAGUAAACCACCAGCAACAGAAAGGAGCCGCUCGCCUCUUAAAUACCUGAAAGAAGAUGCAACUCACCCAAAUAAAAGCAUG
Leptonychotes weddellii (Weddell seal) is the source of this 797-nucleotide messenger RNA. It is a transcript of the gene GTSF1L, whose product is annotated as gametocyte specific factor 1 like. NCBI's taxonomy places the organism in Eukaryota, Metazoa, Chordata, Mammalia, Carnivora, Phocidae. The record is from RefSeq and is a predicted model, not a curated record.